GCAACGUCAUGGGCAAGAGCCGCCAUUUUAACUGAGCAACCAUAGUGACAGGAGCUGAAGCAGCAGCUCAGGUUGUCCCCGUUUCCCCCUCCCCCUUCCCGUGUCCGGUUGACUUCCCGGGACCCCUGCACUCCACAGCCCCGGUCCCGCAAUGUCCCAGAAGCAAGAAGACGAGAACCCUGUGGAGGAGACCGGCGAGGAGAAGCAGGACACACAGGAGAAAGAAGGUAUUCUUCCCGAGAGAGCUGAGGAGGCAAAGCUAAAGGCCAAAUACCCAAGCCUAGGACAAAAGCCUGGAGGCUCCGAUUUCCUCAUGAAGAGACUCCAGAAAGGGCAAAAGUACUUUGACUCAGGAGACUACAACAUGGCUAAAGCCAAGAUGAAGAAUAAGCAGCUGCCAAGUGCAGGACCAGACAAGAACCUGGUGACUGGUGACCACAUCCCCACCCCACAGGAUCUGCCCCAGAGAAAAUCCUCGCUCGUCACCAGCAAGCUUGCGGGCGGCCAACUUGAAUGAUGCUGCCCGGGGCUCUGCCAGAUCCUGAGAAGCUGCCCCCUGGGUCCUGUGCUGGCUCCUGCCUCUCCCUGCUUUUGCAACCAGGGGUCAGGAGGUGGCUUGGGUGCGGGCUGGAGAGGCAGAAGCCCCUCCCCGUUGGUGUUCCAGCGCAUGGAGCCCCUUAGGCUGAGCACCAAGACCUUGAACCGUUUUUGUUUUAUGUUUUUUUCCAAAUAACUGUUGGAAGAAAAAUCAGUGAAAUCCCAGGGGUAGGGUUGAGAGGGUGGGGUGGGAGAUUUGAGUGAAUACGAAUUAGGGGUUAGAGACGAUAAAACCAUCCCUGGCUAUCCUCCUCAACCACAUGGUUAGUGUGGGGUCCGUGGAAGGGGAGGAAGUGGAGUAGACUAAUAAGAGGUUCUAAUUCAGACAAAAGCCUUGUGUGGUUGUGGCUGGAGACUUGUGUCAGAUAAAAACAACUGUUGAUCUACAGAUGACAAAUGCAAACAGCUCUUCUGAUUCCUCAGAGCAAGCUGAGAACUCAAUUGUCCACAAAAAAAAAAAAAAAAUAUAUAUAUAUAUAUAUAUAUAUAUAUAUACAUAUAUAUAUAUAUAUUCUGUCCUUGAAGUAGAUUUGUUACUGGGGAAAGGGCAGUGAGCGUGGGGGAAAGGAACCAUGAGCAUGGGAGCCCCACAGAGCCUAGGGACUUUUUCAGUAUUCGAAAUAAAAAACAAAAAGACCCAUAAAAAAAACCCAACCCAGAAA
This is a messenger RNA of Cavia porcellus (domestic guinea pig), 1259 nucleotides long. RefSeq names its product endosulfine alpha (gene Ensa). Gene Ontology annotation, molecular function: protein phosphatase inhibitor activity. The coding region runs from base 152 to 517 and encodes 121 amino acids. Lineage: Eukaryota; Metazoa; Chordata; Mammalia; Rodentia; Caviidae. The transcript has 4 exons. The record is from RefSeq and is a predicted model, not a curated record. Gene Ontology annotation, cellular component: cytoplasm.